AUGCCGGCAGGACAUGGAGUUCGCGCUAGAACAAGAGAUCUGUUCGCCAGAGGGUUCAGGAAGAAGGGUACAAUCCCAUUGUCUACCUACCUCAGGAUCUUCAAGGUCGGAGAUUACGUCGAUGUUAAAGUGAAUGGUGCGAUCCACAAGGGUAUGCCCCACAAGUUCUACCACGGUCGUACUGGUCGUGUCUGGAACGUCACCAAACGUGCUGUUGGUGUCGAAGUCAACAAACAGAUUGGUAACAGAAUCAUCAGGAAGAGGCUUCAUGUGCGUGUUGAGCACGUGCAGCAGUCAAGGUGCGCAGAGGAGUUCAAGCUGAGGAAGAAAAAGAACGAUGAGCUCAAGGCUGCAGCCAAAGCUAAGGGUGAGACAAUAAGCACCAAGAGGCAACCUAAAGGACCCAAACCAGGAUUCAUGGUUGAAGGUAUGACCUUGGAGACAGUCACUCCUAUUCCUUACGAUGUCGUCAACGAUCUCAAGGGAGGCUAUUAG
Molecule: messenger RNA, 495 nt
Organism: Eruca vesicaria subsp. sativa (arugula)
Lineage: Eukaryota; Viridiplantae; Streptophyta; Magnoliopsida; Brassicales; Brassicaceae
Source: the annotation of a GenBank genome assembly